CCGAUUUCAAGUACCCCAGAUGACCUCCGUGAGCGCGCCGACGCGGACAAAGCCAUCUCCGUUCCGCCCCAGCAGCUGCUCGGAAAUGUCCCCGCCAAAGAGCUACCCACCGAAGUGGCCGCCGCCACCACCGCCUCCUCUGCCGUCUCCGCCGCAGCGCAAAGCUCGAAAACUACCGCCAUCGCGAUGGACGUCGUCGAGAAGCAGUCCGAGUCGGAAUCCAGCACCGACGAGGUCGAAGAAGUGCCCAGCAAAAAGUUCAAAACCGACGUCGAAGCGGCCAUCAAAACGGCCGCAUCGGCUGCGAAAGGCGGAAACGAUCCGGAAAAGGAGGCCCUCGCCAUGGAAGCCGAAGCGCGUGCCUCGCGUGAACGCGCCCUCGUACCGCUGGACGUGCGCAUGAAGUCCUUCAAGGAGAUGCUGAAGGAGAAGGAGGUGUCCGCGUUCAGCACCUGGGAAAAGGAGCUGCACAAGAUCGUGUUCGAUCCGCGCUACCUGCUGCUCACGUCGAAGGAACGCAAACAGGUGUUUGAAAAGUACGUUAAAGAUCGCGCCGAGGAGAAGAAGAACAAGAUGAAGAUGAAGCGCGAAGAGAACCGUACGUUCCAUGAUUCUGGAACGACAGCUUGUGAAGGUUCGAUGUGCAAUGCGGAAAAAACGGACUGGAUUAAGGGCAGUGGCAGUGGCAGGAAGCUGAUGAAGGCGGACGAUGACGACGAGGCCACUCCGUCCAAGCAGCCACGCAUCGAGACGGUCCACCAGAUUGCCCACCCUGACCAGAAUGAGCAAAUGGAGGAGCAAGUUAAUUGUUCGUUCAAGUGUUCGUACUGUUCGUACAAGUCGAGCGAGCACGACUCGUUUAAGAUUCACUUUGCCGAGAGUCAUCCCAAGUGUGAGAUUCUGAUCAUUUCGCUGUUCCAUGCGGUGACGACGGCGGCGGUUCAGACCACUCAAAUCGCGGUAGUUGGGACGCCGGUGACGGCGCCAACGGUGGCGAGUUUGGAACUGGUUGAAGCUGGUGCGGAACCGUCAACGACGGCGACGUCCACGGCGAUGACCCGGAAGAGGUUCUCUUGCGGGAGCGAGGCUUGCUCGUUUGCCUCGUUGAACCUGCAGAUUGUGAAGAAACACUUCCUCGAUCAGCACCCGGAGGAAUCGGUGGUGGUGUUUGACGAUACCGGAAUCGAGCGGGAGAAGCGCAAGCGGUUUGACUACUUUGUCAAGUACGGGUGCGGCUAUUGUGCAGACAAGUUUGUCGUGAUGGACGACGUGAUCGAACAAAUUAAGUGCUUCGUGGCGUACGCGAUGCCCGUGGUCAUCAAGCGACUCGCGCCGGAUCAGGAACUGUUUGAGAAGCUGUUGGCGUGUUUGGCCGGGUUGGAAGGGUAUCUGGAGGGUCGGGAGUACGCCGCGUGUGACCACUUUACGCUGGCGGAUCUCUGCUUGGCGCACACGAUCUCGGCGCUGGAUGUGAUCAAGGUUUUGCUCGAUCCAAAGUAUCCGAACGUAGCUCGGUGGUUCGAGAAGGUCCGCGGGGAGAUGCCAAAGUUUGACGAGCUGCAGGGUCGUGCCGAGGAGACACUGCGGGCGUUCCUGGCACGACAGAGUCAGGCUUGAAUUGAGUUUUGAG
This is a messenger RNA of Culex pipiens pallens (northern house mosquito), 1630 nucleotides long. RefSeq lists its product as uncharacterized. The transcript is spliced from 4 exons. The annotation marks the transcript as partial. Gene Ontology annotation, molecular function: RNA polymerase binding; transcription coregulator activity. Gene Ontology annotation, cellular component: nucleus. The record is from RefSeq and is a predicted model, not a curated record. NCBI's taxonomy places the organism in Eukaryota, Metazoa, Arthropoda, Insecta, Diptera, Culicidae.